AUGACACCACCCAUUCAAUCUACACCUUCAACACCACAAACCAUUAGAAUGAAUAGUAAUAAUAGUAAUAGUAAUAGUAAUUUAAAUGUAUCUAAUACAACAACAACAACGACAACGACGACAACAACAACAGUAAAUACAAAUACAAAUACACCAACAUUACAGACAUCUGCAUCUACUAUAACAAGAUCAGUUGCAUUCCCUUCGACCGAUUACACUACGAACAAUAACAUCUCGACCAUUACCAAUAUCGUUUUGGAAACAGAGAGAUUCAUUAAGGAAUGCGAUAAUCUGAAUAUCUCUAUUCCAAAGGAUAACACCAAUAAUGAUAAUAUGAAGAAUUAUAUCGAUAGACAACAACAAUAUUUAUUGGAACAACAGCAAUUACUACAACAAAAACAGAAUAUUGGUAUAGAUCAUGAUGAUGAUGAUGAUGAUAAUGCACCAGUGGAUACUAGCAGUGUAGGCAAUGAAUCAAGUGCACAACAACCAUCGAUACCUGCAAUCGUCGAUGGAUUAGACUUACUGUUGGCAACACUCUACAGUUCACUUCGUUACUGUCAGUACCCACAAACCAAAGUCAAGUGUGUCGGCUCGCUCUUUGUUAAAUUCGCUCAGCAUCUCGACGAUGAAUGUAGACUUCAAAAGAUUGUACCAUAUAUAAUGAGCAUGAUAUCACAGGAUCAACCAACUCUAGUUCGUGUAGAAGCAUUACGAUCUCUUUCUAAAGUUUUGGAAAUGGUACAAACAUUCCCGCCCAGUGAUUCAUUUAUAUUCUCUCAAUAUAUAUUGCCAUCUUUAUCACAGUUGACAGAGAGUACAUCGGAGGAGAUCGAUCGUAUUGCUUUCGCAGAGAUCCUACCACAGCUUGCAACAACAGCAAAGAGAUUCCUCGAGAUUGCACAACAUUAUCGUGACUCUGAAGGAAUGGAGAGAAAAGAUCUACAGAAAUAUAAAGUGUACGAUGCUGAGCUAUCUGAACUACAAGAUCUUUUCUACUCAAAAGUUAACGAUCUAUUAACAAAGGAUUCAUGUAAUACUGUAAAAAGAAUAAUUUUAUCUGAUAUAUAUAGACUAUGUGUAUUCUUUGGUAGACAAAAGACAAAUGAUUUAGUGUUACCUUUGAUUACAACAUUUUUAAAUAGUAAAGAUUGGCAGUUGCGAUGUGCAUUCUUUGAGAAUAUUGUUGCGGUUUGUACUGUUGUCGGUGCCGGUAGUCUGGAGUCGUUCAUCUAUCCAAUGACGUUGGAAGCUUUGACAGACGAAGAGGAGUUUGUCACUGAGAAAGCACUGGCGAGUCUGUCAGAGUUGUGUGAGUUGGGACUGUUUAGAAAAGCGAUACUUUUGCAGCUGCUGGCUAGAGCAUCGCCACUGCUACUGCAUCCAAACACCUGGAUUCGAUAUGGUGUCAUCUCGCUGAUUACCAAGAUUAGUUCGCGUCUCUCCAAGACCGAUUUCUACUGCUACGUGAAGCCGAGAAUCUCGCCGUUCCUCGUUGCCGACAUCAACGACCAACUUACUGAAGCCAACCUACUCCAACUCUUGAUUCCGGCAAUCUCACGCGAUGCAUUCAAAAAGAUGGUGAAUCCACUCAAUCGGAGAUUAUUCCCAUUGGUUCCACCACCUCAGAUCGUUGACUUGGCGCCUUCAUUGGGGUCGUCGACGUCGUCUUUGGGAGCAUCGUCUGGCGGCGGUAGUAACAAAAAACUACGUGACAUCUCUUCGAAUCUUGGAAAGCAACAGAGCAACUAUGAUUCCACCGAUGAAUACACCCACUUUUUGAAUGAUUUGGGUAUUCCUGAGGUCGACCAACCAAAGAUUCUCAAGAUCUUUGACUAUUUCCUUCACAAGAAACCCUACAAGCAAGACGACGAAGCGAAUCAACAGGAAAGACAGAAUGCUCCUAUUGUUCGUGUUGCGAAACUACGUGCGCCAAACGAUAUGAUUCCACCUGCAUCUGGCGCGCCACCAAUGUCGGCAACAGGCACAACCUCCACGCAAAAGGCAUCGGGUAAUAAUGGCCCUGCCAUAGAAACACUUGUCAAUCCGGCAGAUCUGAAUAUUGUCAAUAAGAAAUUCGUAUUGAAUCCAAAAGAUCACAACGUUAGCUUCUCUCUCAACAAUGUACUGUCGGUGGAGACCACCACCGAUUGCUUCAUACGACCGCCACCUGCCAUCCCCGACCUCGGUGGAUUCUCAGAGUAUGGAAUUCAAGGUCAGCAACAAGUCAUUAGUCAGUGGCGUCCAACCGGUAUCUUGGUAUCACACUUUAUCGAGCAUCGCGAUGCCGUCAAUGAAAUACAGGUGAGCAAUGACAACCUGUUCUUUGCAACCGCUUCCAACGAUGGAACGGUAAAGAUCUGGGAUUGUUUGCGUAUGGAGAAGCGUGUCACUAAUCGUGCGCGUCAGACCUAUGUCCACGAGGGUAGAGUCACAUCGAUCUCGAUCUGUGAGAAAUCACACACGAUUGCAGCGGCCAGCGACAAAGGUUCGAUUCACAUCUUCCGUGUUGAGAUUGGUGGUCGACAAAAGAAUGAGAAUAUCAAAUACUCUGGACUGUCGACUGUUCGAAACAUAUCGGAUUGCGAAGGCAAUAUCUUGGCGGUCGAUCAUUACAAUACAAAUUCAGCAUCGAUUGUAACCUAUGCAACUAGCAAGGGUGGUAUUCACGGUUGGGAUCUUCGUUCGAAACAAGAGGCGUUCCUCUUGAACAACGAGCUAAGCUUGGGUCUGGUACAAUCGUUCCUGAUCGAUCCCGCUAGAAAUUGGCUGGUAACAUGUACCAGCAGAGGAUAUCUUACCUGUUGGGAUCUGAGAUUCAAGAUUCCGCUGUACAGUCAUCGUAUCACCAACGGGCGAAUCUUCAAGAUGUCGCCAUACUACGGAACCAGAUUCACCAGUGAAAGUUGGAUAUUCUUGGCGUCGGACAGCAAGGACAAUGUCAUCGUUUGGGAUCUGGCAUCAAAGAAUAUCACUAGAAUCUUCAGACGUUCUUAUGCACCAGAGAUUAACAAUCCUGUUGUCGUCGACCAAUCGUCGUUCCAACAACAACAAUCAUCUUCUGUCAUCAAUCAAAUGUCACAGUCUACUUUUAUCAAUCCACUAUCGACCUCUGUACUUACACCAUCGCCAACUUCGUCGAAUGCCACACUCUCUGAAUACGACUUUGGCAUUGAAAACAUGAAACCUUCGCCAUCGCCAUCGAAUCCAUCGCCAAUCUCGAUGCGUCUCAAUGCCACCGGUAGCAUUGGUGGCAAUCCACUGGGUGGCAGUGUUAAUAUUCCAAUCUCUCAGUCGAUGAUGAUGACAUCCAGUCAAAUCGUUGGAAACGAUCCGGCCAUAGGUCAACAGGCACAGCAAGCCGCAGCAGGCGCGCCAAGCUCCACCGACAAAAAGACUCCUUCAGUGCGUGCCAUACUCAGUCCACCAAGUUGUUCCUAUCUUAUAACAGCAGGUGAUGAUAAGCGUAUCAAAUAUUGGGACUGGGACAACCCAACACAAUCAUACUAUAUAUCGCAAGGAAAGGAGCCACCUAUGCCCUAUUCACACAAGGUCAGCUUUAUUUCACAACAAGGUACUCAAAUCAACGAGGAGAUUUGGGAUGCCAAUCCUACAUCAAACUCUGGCUAUUUGCAAUCACCAUCCAACUCUAGGCCCAAACAAAAAGUUGGAACAACCCCUACUAUUCAUCAUCAAGAGACUAUUCUGGAUCUCAAAGUAAUGGAAGUACCACAACCAAUGUUGAUAUCCGCCAGUGCUGAUGGUGUUGUAAAAAUUUGGAAAUAA
Molecule: messenger RNA, 3786 nt
Organism: Heterostelium album PN500
Lineage: Eukaryota; Evosea; Eumycetozoa; Acytosteliales; Acytosteliaceae
Gene: vps15
Product: putative protein serine/threonine kinase
Exons: 3
Coding region: 1-3786 (1261 amino acids)
Biological process (GO): macroautophagy; protein targeting to vacuole; protein phosphorylation
Cellular component (GO): late endosome; phosphatidylinositol 3-kinase complex, class III, type II; nucleus-vacuole junction
Molecular function (GO): protein serine/threonine kinase activity; protein binding
Source: RefSeq, a predicted model, not a curated record